AUGUCGGCUACUCCCAUCGGCUUCUUCGGCCUGAAGCUCGUGCCAGGCAAGGUCCACAGGAUGGACGUCUCGCGCGACUUUAAGAUCACCAACGUCUCGUACGCCGAUCAGCCCAAGUCCAAUACCAAGACACUCGUCAAGAUCCACUACACUCAUGUCCCUGGUUUUGAGGAUGACUACGAUGAAGAAGAGCAAGAGAAAGAGCCCAAAUCUACCGAUGAAGAGGAGGAGAUCGAGGAAAAGGUGUACACGCUCUGCAGCCUCAACGGCGCCAACAAGGACCACGCUGUCGUCGACCUCCAAUUCUGCCAGGAAGAGCUCAUCGGCUUUUCCAUCACAGGUGACGCGCCUGUCGACCUUGUAGGCAACUACGUCGCUCCUCCUGACUUCUUCGAUCAAGACCCUUCCGACAGUGAGCUCUACUCGGACGACGAAGAUGACGAUGAGGAUAUGUACGGUCUCGACUCGGACGACUUUGACGAUGAUGAUGAUGAUGACAUGGACGAGGAUCCAGACCGCUUCGAAGAGCUUGUUGAGUCUUCCGCCUCGAAGCCCAAGAAGGCUAUCGAGGCUGCUCCCCUCGCCGAUUCCAAGAAGCGUGCGGCGGAGAAGCCUGUCAAGGAAACCGCUGCCAAGAAGCUCAAAGCUGAUGCUUCCGCCGCUUCCGCCGCUUCCACCCCUACCAAGGCCAUCGAGACCAAAGGAGAGAAGCAGACCAAGGGCGCAAAAGACACCAAGCCCAAGUCUGAGACCGUCGAGAAAAAGACGGUCGACAAGUCUACUUCCAAGAUGACCACCACCAAGCUUCCAUCCGGUCUCGUCAUCGAGGAAAAGAGUGCAGGCUCCGGUCCUCCCUGCAAGGCUGGUCAAAAGGUCGGCAUGCGAUACGUCGGCAAGCUCACUAACGGUAAAGUGUUUGACCAGUGCACUAGCGGCAAGCCAUUCUACUUUAAACUUGGCAAGGGAGAGGUCAUCAAGGGUUGGGACGAGGGUGUCAAGGGUAUGCGUGUCGGUGCAGAGCGCCGUCUCACCUGCCCUCCUAAACUUGCUUACGGCAACCAGAAGAUUCCCGGCAUCCCCGCCAACUCGACACUCGUCUUCGAUGUCAAACUUGUUGAAAUCAAGUGA
Mycosarcoma maydis (corn smut) is the source of this 1128-nucleotide messenger RNA. RefSeq lists its product as uncharacterized. The record is from RefSeq and is a predicted model, not a curated record. Lineage: Eukaryota; Fungi; Basidiomycota; Ustilaginomycetes; Ustilaginales. The transcript has a single exon. The coding region runs from base 1 to 1128 and encodes 375 amino acids. Gene Ontology annotation, cellular component: chromatin; nucleolus. Gene Ontology annotation, molecular function: macrolide binding; peptidyl-prolyl cis-trans isomerase activity.